GAUGCACCAAAAACGCACCACGGCUACAGAGUAGAGCCUGAUCCAGACUGAAUGCAGGGAAGCCCAGCCUUUAGGAGAUCAGCUCCGUGUUCAGCGUGAUCGUCUCGCGCUUCCUGUGCUCGUGCUCCUCCAGAUAAAGGCUGUUAUCGCCCCUCCUGCCCCCUCGGGACACCCACUGGGGGCAGCAGCAGCAGCAGCACUGGUUGGGGGAGCAGCUCCUUUAAAGCACCUGCCUGUAAAGGAACAGAAGCAGCACCUGGCAGGCGGGCGUUCAGCGGCGCGCAUGCGCAGAGCGCAGGCACGGCGCUUUAAUAGAGGAGCGACGGCGCUCAGAGUGAGUGGCCUUCAGCGCAGCGCGGAGGGAAGGAGGAGAGAGAGACACUGAGACAGACACACAGAGAGAGAGAGACGCAGAGUCGGUCAGCGCCAGACAUGCCGCGCUCGUUCCUGGUGAAGAGUAAAAAGGCGCACAGCUACCACACACCGCGCAGUGUGGAGGAGGAGUACAGCAGACUGGAGGCGCUCAUAGCGCACAUCUGCACAGACAGUAAGCUUGCUGAGGAGCCAGAGUGCUCCCCGGAUGGCCGGUCAGACCCUGCCGGAGCCUUUUCUCCAGACCCGGCUGAGCUGUGCUCCAGAUCUCCUCCUCUCAGCUGUGGCGGCAGCGUGUGUGACCGCUCCUCGGAUUAUGAGGACUUCUGGCGCCCACCCUCACCCUCAGCAUCACCAGCAGACUCUGAGAAGUCUUUUUCUCCGUGUGGGGACGAAACACGACCGUUUGCUGUCCCCUUUGGCUCUUACCCAUGGAACUUCAGCCAUCAUCAUCAUCACCCGCUGGAUCCAGAGAGGAGUUAUUACAAUGAAAGGAUGGCUGAGCCUCCUCUCUUCGGCGAGAGAGGACCUGGGACAGGUGUUUACGGCCACUAUGAGUCCACUGCCAGCCUGUUUGAGCGGACCACGGCGCCUGAGCUUUAUGUGGACAGGAAUGUUCGUGGAAAUGGACCUGAGAUGAAGACUGACACAGCCACGCUGUGUAGUCGCCUAAUGCUGAAUGGAGCUUUUAAAUGCAUCAAGUGCAGCAAGGUCUUCUCCACACCACACGGCCUGGAGGUCCACGUCCGGAGGUCCCACAGUGGAACGAGACCUUUCGCUUGUGACAUUUGCGGGAAAACCUUUGGCCAUGCAGUCAGCUUGGAACAGCACAGAGCUGUUCAUUCGCAGGAGAGGAGUUUUGAUUGUAAAAUCUGUGGGAAAAGCUUCAAACGGUCCUCCACCCUGUCCACACACCUCCUGAUCCACUCGGACACAAGGCCUUACCCGUGUCAGUACUGCGGCAAGAGGUUCCACCAGAAAUCGGACAUGAAGAAGCACACGUUCAUCCACACAGGGGAGAAGCCUCACAAGUGUCAGGUGUGUGGGAAAGCUUUCAGCCAGAGCUCAAAUCUGAUAACACACAGCCGCAAGCACACGGGCUUCAAGCCGUUCGCCUGCGAGCUGUGCGGGAAGGGCUUCCAGCGCAAGGUCGACCUGCGGAGGCACAAAGAAACCCAGCACGGACUCAAGUGAGGGGCACCAGGGAGCCACCCGUAUUCAGACAAACCCCGCCCGCCUGCGCUGGGAGUGGGUCGCGGUUCAUAUUCGCGAACUGUAAGACUACCGAGGGGAAACUCAGUGAACACUGAAGGAACACAUUGAAAGGGGUUCCUCUGGUGCUGCGAGUCGUAGAACCCUGUUUUCAAAGCUAAGGUUGUCCUAGUCUAUCCCAGUAGCCAGUCCUAGCGCGGGGGGCGGGGCUUGUCUGAAUACAGGUGCGGAACAAAUGCUUUCUUAACUCCACCAAACACUGAAGGACAGUUGUGUCACUGUGCGGAGCAGUGAAGACCAGCCCGGUCACAGCGGAGGCCGCAGACCUGUGUGUGUGUGUGUGUGUGUGUGUGUGCUGUGUGUGGACAGUACAGUCAGCAGCCCAGCAGGUCUGGCAGCGUUAAAAAAGCAGCUCUUUCUCCGCGACGCUUCAUCCAAAGUGACGCCUGAUCGAUGUAUAGGUCCUUAAUAAUUAUCGCGAUAUUUGACCUUUUAAAUAUCGAUAUUGUCGCCUGCGCACUUAAAAAAGGCGGUUCUUCAGCGGUUCGUUAGUAAAGGAGCUCUAUGGAGCCACUUCAUGCUUAACGGGUUUUUUGCGUGGUGAGAUGGUUCCUUAGAUUGAUGGAGAAUAUAUAUAUAUAUAUGUUUGUAAAUCUAUAUAUAUGUAUAUGUAUGUAAUCUAUAUAUAUAUAUAGAUGUGCUGAAAAUAUGCACCAAAAUGAGUUAAUAACCGUUUAAUAAGCACAUCUACAGCAUGUUCUCCGUCAGUCUGAAGAACUUCGUCACCAGGCAAAGAACCGUUUAAGUAUGUAAAGGUUUCUUUGAGUGUUCAUGGGUCUACCGGUUUCUUUACUAUGGAACCUUGAAGAACCAUCUUUUUUAGAGGGUAUUAAAUAAACUAAGCUGGAUGAGAAACGUCGAGUUUUUGGCUGAAUCUCAGACCAGGUGAGCGUCCCGGUGUCUGAAUGAAUCGAGACCCUCCAAAUAAACGAGGCUAAAUCAGUGACAGUCAGAACUGAACCGGUUACACAUCAUCGCUCCACUGGUGUGUGUAUUUAACACAGUGAGCAGCAGCUGUGUGUGUGUGUGUGUGUAUGAGAGAGAGAGUGUGUGAGAGUGAGUGUUUGUCUCUGUGUGUGUGUGCGCGCGCGCGCGCGCAAUCCGAACCCAAAAUAUUAUCACCAAAAUAGAGCGCUGGCGGGCGGAGGACUAUCAGGGCUGUAGAUCAGCUGAGGAGCAGAAAUCAGCGCAGCGCGGAGCGGUGCGGGCAAAACAGCCCCGCUCAGACCUGAUUUCUCUGUUUGGGGUGGACAGAGCGCCCAACCGAUCUGACCGCUGCUCACGUAUUUUCCACCCGUGGGCCUCACCUCUGCCUCCUCUCCUCCUCCUCUCCUCCUGCUCUCCUCCUCUAACCUGUUUUCUAGUCUUGCAUACAGGCGGUCUGUGUCCGUAUGGCGGAGCUGGAGCUGUGGUCAGCUGUGGUCAGCUGCGGUCCACUUUAGAUGUUUUAAUGAUUACAUUUUUGUUUGUCUCGCUAUUUAUUGUUGAACGUGGUUUGAAUAAAAAUGACUGAAAUUAA
Pygocentrus nattereri (red-bellied piranha) is the source of this 3163-nucleotide messenger RNA. RefSeq names its product growth factor independent 1A transcription repressor b (gene gfi1ab). NCBI's taxonomy places the organism in Eukaryota, Metazoa, Chordata, Actinopteri, Characiformes, Serrasalmidae. The record is from RefSeq and is a predicted model, not a curated record. Gene Ontology annotation, molecular function: DNA-binding transcription factor activity, RNA polymerase II-specific; RNA polymerase II cis-regulatory region sequence-specific DNA binding. The transcript is spliced from 7 exons. Gene Ontology annotation, biological process: regulation of transcription by RNA polymerase II. Bases 433 to 1566 code for a protein of 377 amino acids. Gene Ontology annotation, cellular component: nucleus.